Messenger RNA from Chlamydomonas reinhardtii, 2810 nucleotides. RefSeq lists its product as uncharacterized. Lineage: Eukaryota; Viridiplantae; Chlorophyta; Chlorophyceae; Chlamydomonadales; Chlamydomonadaceae. Gene Ontology annotation, cellular component: mitochondrial inner membrane. The record is from RefSeq and is a predicted model, not a curated record. Gene Ontology annotation, molecular function: S-adenosyl-L-methionine transmembrane transporter activity. The coding region runs from base 209 to 1507 and encodes 432 amino acids. The transcript is spliced from 5 exons.
GCUAUCGCUGCGAUAACCUAGACAGUUUUAACUUUGUUGUUCUCCUGCAACCCCUUGAAAAGCAGCUGCUUGCCGCGCUUCGCGACUACCAACUCUAUGUUGCCCUGUUAAACGAAUGGUCCCCCGCCUCGUUGAGUUUCGCCCUUGCGCUCCUCGGCCGUGGCCCUGAGAGAUCGAUCGGGACAAGCGAACCCCGCCUGAGCGCAGCAUGACGCUGCCCAUAGGCCUGAGCAAGCCCCGUCUGCGUCUCGUCAGCACCUGUGCAGUUGUAGGUGCCAGUUCACUCGCAGUGUGUGCGUGGAGCCGCUGCAGCAAAGCGUCGCAGCAGAAUGCCGACCGAAAAAUCCAGCUCCCUGCGCCCGCGGUCGACGCGUUGGCUGGAGCUCUGGGAGAGGUGGCGCAGAUCCUAGUCCUCUACCCACUAGACACUGUCAAGGUCCGCUGCCAGGCCUCGGGCGAGACCGCGGCGGUGGUCAUCCGGCGCCUGCUCAAGCGCGGCUUCAACAUGGCGCUGCUGAAGAAGCUGUACGCGGGCGCGGUGGGCGCCGCCGCCUGCGCCAUCUUGGUGGGCGCCGUGCACUUCGCCAGCUAUGAGGGGUCGCGUAAGGCCAUUCUGAAGUGGUCCACUGCCGGUAACGGUGGAGCCAGCAGCAAAGGCAGCGGCGGAGGUGGAGGUGGAGGUGGGGGCAGCGGGCGCGCCGGCGGCGCUUCAGCGGAGGCCAGCGCCGCCGGACUGGGUGCGGGGGCCACAGCCGCCGCUGCUGGGGGCGCCGCAGAUGCAGCGGAUGCAGCGGCCGCUGCGGCUGCUGCUGCUGCUGCGGAGGCGCGGGCGGAGCAGGACGACAGGUUUAGGCGCGCGGCGGCCACGUUCGGGGCGGCGGCGUUUGCGGCUCUGGCCACGGCUCUGGUGGAGUCGCCUGUGGAGCUGUUCCGGCACAACGCGCAGGCGGGGCUGGUGCAGAGCAACUUUAUGGCGGAGAUGGCGGCCACGGUCCGGCGCGAGGGCCCCGGCGGCUUGUACUGGGGCUUCCUGCCGCACUGCUUCGAGGCCUGGCCGCACGACAUCUCCGAGCUGGCCACCUACGGCUUCAUGCGCGACUUCGAGGCCACGGCGAUGCGGCCCGGCUCGCCGCACCACGCCUGGAUGCGCGGCGUGGGGCCGCAGGUGUGGGACCUGGCCACGGGCGCGGCCUCCGGCGCCGCCGCCGUGCUGUUCUCCAUGCCCUUCGACACCGUCAAGACCUACCUGCAGACGCACGGCGCCGACCUGUCCGGCCGCGGCUUCCUGGGCAGCGCCGCGCUGUUCGUCAAGACCGGCCGCCGCAUCGCCGCGCGCAAGGGGCUGUCGGGGCUGUACGUGGGCGUCACGCCGCGGCUAUUCCAGCAGGUGCCGUCGGCCAUGGUAUGCUGGUGGUCCAUCGCGGCCUUCAAGCGCUGGAUGGAGCCCUACACGCUGCCCGACGAGGCGGACGCCCCCCACCACACCGGGCACCACAAGGCGCACUAGCGCGGCCGCAGGCGCGGCGAAGGCACUGCGUUGGCGGCAGGAGGCUGGAACCGCAGCGGCAGACAGUGCCUGCCCGCGGCGCCGGAUGGCCGGGCGGCUCGCAGCGUCGUGGCGCUGCGACUGUUGGAGCCGCACGCCGCGCUGACACACGCACAUGGGCAACGUGUGCACGUGCACAUGGACUUGAGCUGGGCUGGGGCUUGGGCUGGAGCUGGCUCUGCUGAGCCGCUCCUGCUGACGCAACCGUUGUCGGUCGGCAGUCGGCACUUGGCGCAGGCUGUUUGUAUAGCCUCUGCGGAGCCGCACUGUGGCGGCCGCGGCUUGCCGGGUCGUGUUGCAGCAAACCUGCUUAGUGCCCGAGUGCAUGCAUGCGAGAGUAUUGACCAGUUACCGAGAGACCCUUGGCUGGGGACCGCGGCGAGUGACCACGGUGGGUUAUUGGCCAUCAGACGAGUUUCGAACCCUCCAGAAGGAUAGUGUUGGUCUGAGAUAGGGGUUGGGCGCAGCUCUCGCAAGCCGAGGCCAUAUACGGCGUGCAUUGUCUUGCCAACGAGCCUAGAAGCCGCCAGGAUGUGCGCGCGUGCUUACAAAUUGUGCCGUGUGAGUUUUAAAGGUUCGAGUGUGAGUGCAGGUGAAAAGUAUUGGAGAUCUCGGAGAUGGGUAGGGAUUGUAGGCAGCGUACAUUGCAGCAGCCGUGCCUGCCCGGCGAGUGCCGGGCUCAGCUCCAAUUUUCCGAGCUGCUGCCUCCUGUGUGUCGUGAACUAUACUUGUGCCAGGCCUGUGCCGCGCUCAACUUUCAAUGCAUACCGGCAUAUCUCAAAUCUUGCGGCGAAGCCAUGUCCUGCGGGAGCAAGGGGCGGCUCCUGCGUUUUGUUGUUUCUGUGCAUGUGCUUGUGUCCGUUCCGCGAUGCCAGUGUAUUGCUGUUGCGUCAGGCGUGUGUGCGUGCUGGGUACGUCUGAGGACUGGGGCCGCUGGAAUGGCAGCGCAGUCCAAUGAGUGUGCGGCACGCCAACAUACCGUUGUGCCAGGAAGGGAUGUGUGAGCUAUUUCAUUGUGUGCGGCCAUUCCAGCUGGCGUCGGCCAAAUGGACGCUGGUCUGUAGGGUCCGCUGGCCCGUGCUGUCUGCUGGGAGCACCACGCCAGCUUAGGCGUGAAGUAGUGGAGGGUAACUGGCGUGAAGCAUUGGGGGUUGGGCGCAGAGCAGAAGAGUCACAGGUCCGACAUGCCAACAAGCAAUUGGCGUCCUGCAACUGCUGCAGCCUAAGAAGAGGCCCUCAAGGCGCGCUGUAACAUGCCAGCCGU